UGAUGCUUGCAACGAUGACGGGGAGCUGUCUCUCUCUCUCUCUCUCACGCAUAUUGCAAGCAUCUCCGUUGGUUGCACGGAUCAUUAGCGAUAAAAAAAAACUCGAGUGCCUUUUUUUGCAGACAGAAAAAAAAAACUCAGCUUAUAACUUAGGAUUGCAUCGUGGAGACACCAGGGCUGGUUGGAACGUGGAGAAGAGUAAAACAAAAAUAGCAGCAAAAUAUACCGCGGAUCAUCAACAUGUUCCGCGGAAGUUGUCAAAUCAUUGAGGUACAGCAUAUAUAUAAAAGGAUGCUCGAACAGAAAAGCUUCUUUCUUUCAACCAUCCACCCUUUUCCCCGCACACACAACGAACAGUACUGAACCCGCCUUACCAUUUGACUACCACCAUGUCUACCGAAGUUGCAUUGUUUGAAGAAUCUUUCAUCUCCCCCCAGGUCCAGGCUGCUCUCCCCGAAGGUUACACGGUCCGGCCUCUGCGCGAAAACGACUACGAGCGAGGCUUUCUCAAGGUCCUUGAAGUACUGACCGAGGUCGGUACCCAGACUAAAGAACAGUGGCUCGAACGCUUUAACUACUUCAAGCAACACAACCACGAAUAUUUCACCAUUGCGAUCUGUGAUGAUCGACAGAACAAAGUUGUUGCUGCAGGCACCAUCUUCGUCGAGCGUAAAUUCGUACACAACAAUGGUUUAGUGGGUCACAUUGAAGACAUUGCUGUUGAUGGUAACCAACAAGGCAAGAAGUUGGGUCUCCGCAUCAUUGAAACUCUCAAGUACAUUGGAGCAAAGAAGGGUUGCUACAAAGUGAUCUUGGAUUGCUCGGCCAAGAAUAUUCCUUUCUACGAAAAGUGCGGGUUCACUCAGAAGGAGUAUGAGAUGGCAUGGUAUGUCCCUGCUACCAAGGCUCAUCUGUAAGAAACAAAGAAAAAAAAUCGUUUUGUCUGUAUACCAUCAUUUCCCUAUCAUUCACCACCACAACUACUAUCAACCACUUGAAGUUACAACUCGUCAUUCUCAAACUGUAUCAUUACCACGCACUCAAUAAAACAUGCAUCGUUUUGCAAAAGU
Messenger RNA from Zychaea mexicana, 1070 nucleotides. Its product is annotated as acyl-CoA N-acyltransferase. Gene Ontology annotation, molecular function: glucosamine 6-phosphate N-acetyltransferase activity; monosaccharide binding. Lineage: Eukaryota; Fungi; Mucoromycota; Mucoromycetes; Mucorales; Lichtheimiaceae. Gene Ontology annotation, cellular component: endoplasmic reticulum; endoplasmic reticulum-Golgi intermediate compartment; Golgi apparatus. The coding region runs from base 390 to 917 and encodes 175 amino acids. Gene Ontology annotation, biological process: UDP-N-acetylglucosamine biosynthetic process. The record is from RefSeq and is a predicted model, not a curated record. The transcript is spliced from 5 exons.